CAGACUCUACAGAGAUCAUUUUCAGUCCUGAAAAUACCGCUUUCAACUUAAUCACUUCUUCAAAGUGUGAAGCUUUCUCUCUUUCAGAAGAGCAAGACCUCGCAGUCACAUGUUGCUGGAUCAGGCCAGCUCUCUUGAAAAACAGAAGUGGAAGUUUCGAUGAGGUGAAAGGCUUGAGUCUAAUAGAACUCCUUUGAUUUUAACCUCUAAUGCCAAGUAGUUGAAUAUGCUAAAGAAUAGUGUGUCAGAUAAUCUAUAGAAUGUUUACAUCUAUGAGUAGAUGUGCAGGUAUGUGUUAACAAGGAAUGAACAGUUGUGGUAUAUCUGUUCCCCAUGGCUGUACAUGAUGUAUAUGAGAUGAUAUAUAUGUCUGGUCUUUUUUCAAUCAAACAAUUUGAUGCUGUUUCAAUCAGAAGAUAAAUGUAGCACAUAAUGUUAGAACAGACUGUUAGCACUAACCUACAGUGUUGUUUUUUACUGCAGGAUAUGGCUCUAGUGAUAACUUUGUGGCAACAGGUUGAGGAAAUGUAUUACCAGAAAUGUUUGCGUCCUUCACCUACUGUUCACCACCUGGCCCCUGUGAACAAACAAAAGAAACAUCCCAAAUUUUGUUUCAGAUCUGUUUUCCUGCUAAGGAACAAUCAGAGCAGGACUGUGAUGUUUGAGAGUAUAGAUUUAAGAGGGAAGGGCUACUUAAACUACCUCAAAAUUAUGUUUAACUUAUUUUUGCUGCUUUCCAGUACGUAAUACCAGAAAAAGUAGCUGUUCUGUAUGUUCUUUCUGUAGAAUAGAGAUAAAAGCUAGCGUGUGCUGUUGGACUAGAAACCUUUAUUAUGUUCUAAACAAGACAGUUCUCUCUGGACUGGUCCAAACUGAAUGCUUGGCAGAAUGCUGGAGCUUGAGUUGGAGAAGUUCUGAUUAAGUUAAUUUAGGCUGUGCUUUGUUUCUCUUGAUACUUAAACAGUGAUUGCUGUUUCUAUUACUCCAGACAUAACCUGAAGAUUUAACAUCUGCAUCCACUUAAAUAGCAGUGUUUUCCUACAAAGAGGUGAUCCAGGUUGUGCCGAUUGGCUAUGCAUAAUUCUGUUUACAUAUUUGAUGAUCAUUCUGAUGAUGAAAUCCCCACCCAGCAAGCUAUUCAGGAAAGCUUACAAGAUAUUCAUAAAAUGGAAAGAAGUGCCAAUGCAAUAGAGGAUGAAAGUUUCCUGUGUGUUGCAAGCAAAGAACGUGAAGAGAUAAUUGCUGCAAUCCGGACAGGCCAAGAAGAGGCCUUGAAGAAGUUGGUGAGCCACAGUUCUGCUUUUGAGGAAGCAGAUCAGCAAGGCUGGCUUCCUAUGCAUGAGGCUGCAGCUCAGCUAAAUAAGAACAUCCUUGAAAUAACUUUAAAAGCCUCCCGUUCUGUUACAUGGGAACAGACCACACUGAGAGGGGAAACACCUCUCAUGGUGGCAGUCAGAAACUGCUUUUUGGAAAACGUCCACUUUCUACUGCUCAAUGGUUGCAAUCCCAAUAUUAAGAAUGAAGAUGGAGAUUCUCCUUUAGUUGUAGCAAUUAAGCACAAUUCAUAUGAGGUUGCCUCCUUGUUGAUAAAUUUUGGAGCAAAGGUGAAUUUGCCAUGUAUCCACAAGAGGACUGCUUUACACGAGGCUGCCAGGCUUGGCAGAAAGGAUCUGGUGAUGCUUCUGCUUCGUUCUGGGGCAGAUCCUGAUCCUCGCAGUGGAUAUGGGCUCACACCUCUAGCGCUGGCUGCACAAGCUGGACAUACAGAAAUUAUGGAGCUCUUAUUGCAAAAAGGUGCUGAUGUUCUUUCACAGGCAAUGGAUUAUUCUUCUGUAUUAUUUGAAGCAGCAGGAGGAGGAAAUCCAGACUCUCUGAAUCUUUUGCUAGAAUAUGGGGCUGAUGCUAAUGUGCCAAAGCACUCGGGUCAUUUACCAAUCCACAGAGCUGCGUAUAGAGGACACUUUCUUGCCUUGAAGAAUUUAGUUCCAGUUACUAAUUUUGAUGCCAUUAAAGAAAGCGGAAUAAGUCCAAUUCACUCAGCAGCAGCGGGAGCACAUCCUCAGUGCCUCGAGUUUCUCCUCAAGUCUGGGUUUGAUGCCAAUUUUAUGCUGGAUCAAAGAAUUCGCAAAGGCUACGACGACCGCCGGAAAUCAGCCCUGUACUUUGCUGUUUCCAAUGGGGAUAUCAGUUCAGCACAGCUGCUGUUGAAUGCUGGAGCCCUGCCAAACCAGGAUCCCAUCAACUGCCUCCAAAUAGCCUUGAGAAUGGGCAACUAUGAGUUAAUGAAUUUACUGCUCCGGCACGGGGCCAAUGUUAACUACUUCUGCAGAGUGAACACAACGCAUUUCCCGUCGGCUCUGCAGUAUGCUCUGAAAGAUGAAGUCAUGUUAAGAAUGCUGAUGAACUAUGGCUAUGAUGUGCACCGCUGCUUCGAUUGCCCGCGGGGAGAUGUGUCCCAUUCCCAGUACGUGACUGAUGGAUGGACUUCUACUGUUAUCAAAGAUACAAAGUUCUGUGAAGUGAUAACCUUGUCAUGGCUGAAGCAUCUUUGUGGGAAAGUAGUGCGAGUAAUGUUAGAUUAUGUUGAUCAUGUUAACAUCUGCUGGAAGCUGGAAGCAGCUCUCAAAGAACAGGAGCUCUGGCCAGACAUCAAUUCAAUUUUAACAAAUCCUCGCUCCCUGAAGCAUCUUUGUCGCCUGAAGAUACGGGAAUGCAUGGGCCGGCUGCGUCUGCGUUGUCCUGUCUUCAUGACCUUCCUCCCACUGCCAAAUUGCUUGAAGGACUACAUUCUGUACAAGGAAUAUGACCUCUAUGGACCGGAAAGUUUCUUGGGAACCUCCAGUGUCAACUGCACAUAAUUAUUCUGUAUUUUGAAGGGAACGUCGAGGUGGCCUUAGAUGUGCACGGUCCAUGAGACACUAUGAAGGCAACAUCUGGCCGCGGGCUGAUGCCACAAGGUCUGACUGGGUAACAGCUAAAGCAGGUACUUCUGCGAGCUACUGGCUACUCUGAGGACGAACGUGCUGAAACAGAAGGAAGAGACCCUGGAGCCUCUCUCUUGCUCAGUCUCCCACUCCACCUCCUCUUUAAAAUACUGUGAGCGCUUCCACAGCUGCUCAGUCCCUGCUGUACGCUGUGGUGCCAGUGGCACCAUGAGAGCAAUGCUCCCUUUUCUUUGCUGUGACAGGAGGCAGAUGCAGUUGGUUGCUGCAUAGAAAUGCUUGUCUAUCUCCAGCAUAAAAAGCAAGAGAUUGCCUUUGUCAGCCUAUGCAAAACAACUUCUGAGCAAUUAAGGACGGUGUUCCUUUUUUGCACAGCCAUCUAGCACAGAGGUCCUGAAAUUCCUCACUUACUCAGCACCAUGCAAUUCUAGCUAUGAAGGGCUGGGCUGAAAGCCAAAGACUAAAAAUGCUCUGCAAUGAACUGUAAAACACUCUUAACCAUUAUAAAACAUCUUAGAAUAUAUUCUUCUCUUUCUACAUUUUCUGUUAUGCUCAGGCCACUAUUAGAGAGACAUCUGUUCCAUUGGAGUUUAGUAUUUAUAGUAAUUAGUGCAAAAAUAAAUAUUUCUUCUU
Messenger RNA from Lagopus leucura (white-tailed ptarmigan), 3575 nucleotides. It is a transcript of the gene ASB14, whose product is annotated as ankyrin repeat and SOCS box containing 14. The transcript has 12 exons. Bases 1074 to 2858 code for a protein of 594 amino acids. Gene Ontology annotation, molecular function: protein binding. Lineage: Eukaryota; Metazoa; Chordata; Aves; Galliformes; Phasianidae. Gene Ontology annotation, cellular component: cytoplasm. The record is from RefSeq and is a predicted model, not a curated record. Gene Ontology annotation, biological process: intracellular signal transduction.